Molecule: messenger RNA, 1749 nt
Organism: Orbilia oligospora ATCC 24927
Lineage: Eukaryota; Fungi; Ascomycota; Orbiliomycetes; Orbiliales; Orbiliaceae
Exons: 5
Coding region: 1-1749 (582 amino acids)
Source: RefSeq, a predicted model, not a curated record
AUGAUUGCGACUUCCGCAGUGCUACUGGCGCUGCUGUCUAGCGCCGAUGCUAUGUUUACAGUAAAACGGCAGGUAGCUCGCGAGCUUCUCUUCGAAGGAAUUCGACCAUCGAAAGAGAUUGAGUGGAGCCCAUGCAACGAAACACAAACUGUAUACAUGGAAUGUGCACGAUUGAUUGUACCACUCGACUACCAAGAUCCAGAUAACGGUCUGGAAGCCAUCAUCCCGAUUGUCAAGUACCCCACCAAUGCAACGGGUGCCAACUAUAAAGGGGCCGUUCUCACAAACCCUGGAGGUCCUGGCUACCUUGGUACCGAAUUUAUAUACGGCCCUGGUGUCGCCAACUUGAUCGCAAACAAUGUCACAGGGCCCGGAUAUGAUAUCCUUGGUUUUGAUAUUCGAGGUGUUGGAUACAGCGUUCCAUAUGGUUCUUGCAAUAUUACCGCCGAUGAGCUUUUCGACCCUCUCCGACAAAAUGCUACUGAGGGAAACAGUUUUACCAAGAGGACUACUAGACAUUUAAAGUCCGGUAUUGCAAUUCCUGCUGGCGCCAAAGAGACGGAAACAUCUCCAUAUGGUUUCUUCAUCCCUGAGCUUCCACCAUCGUUCCUGGGCCAGGCCGCUGCUCAAGCGGACGAACUUACCGCACAAUGCAUCGCAUAUACAGGCGCUGAUAACCAAGCCGGCCCGCAUAUGAAUACCGUUGUCACUGCAACUGAUAUGCUUUGGAUUGCUAGAGCGCUUGCGCGUGCUCGUGGGCAAAACGAUACAAACGCCCUAGUCCACUUUUACGGUAUUAGCUAUGGUACCGUGCUCGGACAAACAUUUGCGACUCUCUACCCCAAUCAUGUCGGAAAGUUCGUUUUGGAUGGUGUUGUUAACAUGGACGGAUGGCAAACCCGAACUGAAACAGACAUUGUUCGCAAUGCUGACGAAGGGUUCUUUGAAUUCUUCAAGCGAUGUUUCGCAGCCGGUCCUAAGAAGUGUGCUUUUGCGACUGGAAUGUGCUAUCAAGACACAAUCAACCGCUUCAAUAGAAUGAUGUCACGAUUUAACGCCACGGAGGCCGAGGUUCAGGGUAGUGCAUUGGCAGUCCCACUCACUGCUCUUAUUGCCCAGCUGAGAGGUACAAUUCUCGACUCUUUGUAUGCUUCCAUCGACAGUUGGGAGGGUCUUGCUUGGAUCCUUAACGCCUUAGACAAAGCUACUCGCGGCCCAAUCAUGAGGUGGAAUGUUACCGAAAUAACUACCAUUAUUACAACGCCACUCUCGCCGCCAUCCUCGAACCCGAGUGCUCCCGCGCCACUCCAACUUAGGGGGUAUUCCUUCUUCCAAACUGCUUGCGGCGAUGCACCAUCCAUCUAUAAUUAUUCAGUUACGCCAGUGGAGGUUUAUACUUAUCUCAAGGCCAGCGCCAUCGCGGGACACGCUAGACUCAUCGGCAGAGUCACCUGUUCGAGAUAUUCAAUCCGUCCCAAGUGGGAAUGGUCUGAGAAAAUCGGUGGCAAGACUAAGACACCAAUCUUGUUCUUUGGAAACACAUUAGACCCAGUAACCCCAUGGGAUGAUGCUGUCACAGCCGCCCAGAAAUUCCCAGGUGCUGAAGCAGUUGUUGUCGACCUUAUUGCACACUCUACUUUUGCGCAACGAAAUACAUGUGCCGUUAAGAAACUUAUAGCCUAUUUCCAGCAAGGGAAAUUGCCAGGCGCCAACUUCAAGUGUGCGGAAGAACUAAGGCCAUUCUCAUAA